AGUGCCUUUGGAUGCGAUGGCUUCGCGAAAGCAGCAGUCGCAAUGUCAAGCAUCACCGCUGGUAUAGGUCUAUGUACAGAUGCGUGGUUCCUACUGGCAUACUCUUGUGCGAAUGCCGAUAAGUUCAAGGCCCUUGCGAUGGAUGUCUACCAGUCGUUCUUUUUCUUCUCCAUCGCGUCCCGCCUUCCUAUCAUUAUGCUAGUUUGCGCAUCCAUGUCAUCGACCGCCGUUCUCAUCGCUAUCGCAUGG
Stereum hirsutum FP-91666 SS1 is the source of this 249-nucleotide messenger RNA. RefSeq lists its product as uncharacterized. The transcript is spliced from 2 exons. The record is from RefSeq and is a predicted model, not a curated record. The annotation marks the transcript as partial. NCBI's taxonomy places the organism in Eukaryota, Fungi, Basidiomycota, Agaricomycetes, Russulales, Stereaceae.